AUGAAGUCUGCCCAGAUCGCUCUCCUGUCUCUUGUGGGCGUGGCCUCGGCCCGUUACAUCCCUCGUGCCGACACCAGCUGCGUGCUGACCAGCACUCUGCCGGCCAUCACCGUCACCCGCUGCGAGGAGACCACCUCGGUGCUGACUGAGUGUCCCGAGCCAACCCCGUCUACCACGUACAUCUACACAACCGAGUACGAGAAUCUAUGCUCUACCGGUGUUGAGACCAAGACCUACACCAUCACCAAGACCUGUGACGCCGCGCCCUGCACUUGCACUGCUGGCGAGGUGCCUUCCGACUUUACCGUUACCGUCACCACCUGCACAACUUGUGGCGCUGAGCCUGUCACUACCACCACUACCACGGUUGCCAGCUCUGGUAUGAAGACAGCGGCAUCUCUCAGCGCCGGCUUGGUCUUUUUUGUGGCUGGUAUUUUCUGGCUAUAA
Messenger RNA from Grosmannia clavigera kw1407, 447 nucleotides. RefSeq lists its product as uncharacterized. The transcript has 2 exons. The record is from RefSeq and is a predicted model, not a curated record. NCBI's taxonomy places the organism in Eukaryota, Fungi, Ascomycota, Sordariomycetes, Ophiostomatales, Ophiostomataceae. Bases 1 to 447 code for a protein of 148 amino acids.